Messenger RNA from Rhododendron vialii, 1401 nucleotides. RefSeq names its product omega-amidase, chloroplastic-like. Gene Ontology annotation, cellular component: mitochondrion. Bases 141 to 1067 code for a protein of 308 amino acids. The transcript has 10 exons. The record is from RefSeq and is a predicted model, not a curated record. Gene Ontology annotation, biological process: oxaloacetate metabolic process; L-glutamine metabolic process. Gene Ontology annotation, molecular function: omega-amidase activity. NCBI's taxonomy places the organism in Eukaryota, Viridiplantae, Streptophyta, Magnoliopsida, Ericales, Ericaceae.
UCACAUCGUGUGGUAUGGAUCAACUCUCUCUCUCUCUCUCUCUCUCUCUCUGCUUCCAAUAACGUGGUAGAAAGGGGCGAACAGAUCAUAAAACUCAACUGAUUCAACGAAAACCUGGAAGAGGUAUCAGCACUGAACAAAUGACAUCCCGGCUUUCAAGAAGCACAGUCAACACCCAGAUUUCAGCUUCCUCUGAGCCCUUUGAAAUGCCCAAAAUUACAAAGUUCAAGAUCGGCCUAUGUCAGUUAACAGUUACUUCAAACAAGAAUGAUAACGUGGCUCAUGCUCGAAAAUUAAUCGAAGCUGCUGCCAAGCAAGGUGCAAGCCUUGUUAUGUUACCUGAAAUGUGGAACUGUCCUUAUUCGACAGAUUACUUUGAAGAAUUUGCUGAGGAUUUUGAUGAUAAGGAUGGCUCUCCGUCGUUUGCUAUGUUAUCUGAAGUUGCUCUUGGCAACGGGAUUACAAUUGUUGGUGGAUCUAUGCCAGAAAGGAGAAAAAAUCAGUUGCAUAACACCUGCUGUGUUUUUGGACCUGAUGGAAACCUCAAGGCCAAGCAUAGUAAAAUGCACCUGUUUGAUAUUAACCUUCCAGGAGAUAUUUCAUUUAAGGAGUCAGACACCUUCACAGCAGGAGAUCAACCUACCAUUGUCGACACAGAUGUGGGUCGAAUUGGAAUUGGAAUUUGCCAUGACCUACGUUUCCCUGAACUUGCGACACUAUACCAAGCGAGAGGAGCACACUUGAUAUGCUAUCCGGGGGCGUUUAACAUGAGUACGGGGGAAUUGCUGUGGGAGCUGGAGCAAAGAGCAAGGGCAGCUGAUAACCAGUUGUAUGUUGCUACUUGCUCACCAUCUCGAGAAUCCGUCGGUAGCUAUAUGAUAUGGGGACAUUCUACUGUUGUUGGACCGUCUAGCAAAAUAGUCGCCACCUCGGGGCACGAAGAGACAAUAGUGAUUGCUGUGGUUGAUUAUUCCAAAACUCGACAGCUAAGGGAGGCUCUGCCACUAGAGAAACAAAGGAGGGGAGAUGUGUACCGGUUAGUUGAUGUGCAUCAGCAGAAGCCUUGAAGUACAAGAAUUUUGAUACUUACGAAUGUGUUGAAGGUUGGCUGGUUUAAAGUUCGAGCCGAGCUCAAGAAGCUUUAUCUUCUGUUAUUGUACAAGAUCGAGUCGAGCUCAGAAAAUAAACGAGUUUGAACAUGUCUAUUAGCUCGUCUUGUUUCAUAACAAGAUCGACUCGAAUGAACAAGCCGAACUCAAGUAGCCGCGAUUCGUUUCGCAACCCCCAUUAAUUCCUAAAAAUGUGAACCAGUUCUCUCGAAGGCCUGAUUUAGCAGUAUUUUCUGACCCUUGCCUUGUGACCAAAUUGAUGCUUUUAGCAUGCAGAUUCCUUUUUCCUCCA